Molecule: messenger RNA, 1859 nt
Organism: Striga asiatica
Lineage: Eukaryota; Viridiplantae; Streptophyta; Magnoliopsida; Lamiales; Orobanchaceae
Source: the annotation of a GenBank genome assembly
CUUUUUCCUACGACCCCUCUUUUGUUUUUCUCACCCCACCACUAAUCAAUGUUCUCAGCUUACUUUUCCACACACACACACACACACACACAAAAGAUGAUCACUCGUUGCCAUUCUACAAGUUUAUCUUCCCUUCAUUGAAGUGACGAUACAGCCAGUUUACCUCUGGGUCUUCAACAAAGCUAGAAAUAUCAUUUUCUUUUUUGUGUUGCUCUCAGAACCUUCAAUUAUGCUGCCUAGUAUCCACUUUGCCGACUUUCAUGGUUAAGUAAAGUGAGUCCAGUCUUGUCCUGAAGGUUUGACUAAAAAAUUGGCUUAUCAGAGAAGGGGCUCCGACAUGCAGCCCCAAAGGAAGAUUUUACGGACUCAAACUGCCGGCAAUUUAGGGGAGUCAAUGAUGGAUAGUGAAGUGGUUCCAUCAUCUCUGGUUGAACUUGGACCAAUUCUUCGUGUUGCCAAUGAGGUUGAGCCUAUCAAUCCUCGUGUUGCUUACCUGUGUCGGUUUUACGCCUUUGAGAAAGCUCAUCGCCUGGAUCCCACAUCUAGUGGACGUGGAGUUCGUCAGUUUAAAACCGCUCUUCUCCAACGUCUUGAAAGGGAAACUGAGAUGACGUUGGCAACAAGAAAAGGAAGUGAUGAAGGGGAAAUGAAAAGUUUUUAUCAGCACUACUACAGAAAGUAUAUUGAGGCUUUGCAAAAUGCUGCUGAUAAAGCAGACCGUGCUCGACUUACAAAAGCUUAUCAAACGGCUGCUGUGCUGUUUGAGGUCUUAAAGGCAGUAAAUUUAACAGUAGCUAUAGAGGUGGAUGAUGAGGUAAUGCUCCCAGCACUUAUUGCAGUGCUAAAUACUAAGCUAUGCUCGUGUGUGCCUGAUGCCCUUUUGCUAGUUGUAUUCUUGAUGAUGAGGUAAUCUGAUCUAUUCUAGUCUCCAUUCAGAUUUUAGAAAAACACACCAAGGUUGCAGAAAAGACUCAGAUAUAUGUGCCUCAUAAUAUACUUCCACUUGACCCAGAAAGCUCACAUCAAACAAUCAUGAGAUAUCCGGAGAGACCACGGGUGAUUUUUUAAAGAAAUUGAAGAGGAGAUUUCUCAGCGCCAUUGCGCCCUUCACCGCAAAUGACCGCGCACAUCCCAACUGCCUCGUGUCAGCGCACCCGUGCACCAGCAGCAUCCCAGCGCCGCGACCUAGUAAAUUGCCGUGUCCAGCAGCCCCGACCAGGCCAUCAGCCUCGACCAGGCCAAGACCUAAGUCUCAGCAAGCCGUGUCGCGCUGGGCAGCCGCAGCACCGGUCAAUCCGAACAGUCCACCGAGCCGAACCGUGUUUGAUCGUGCGCGGACCGGCCUGUUCGAGCAUGUUAAAAUUAAAGCUUCCCGAGUCUUAGAAAUUAUCCGAGAACUCUAGACGAGACUAGAAAAGUUGAGAGAGAGUUAGAAGAAUUAUCUGUUUUAUUUUCUUGCUUGCCUUAAUUACUUGGCUUAGAUUGCUUGUUUAUUUAUUUUUCUGCCUGUUAAUCAAAACCCGUAAUAAGAAUUAAAUAAUUAAAUUGUAGAUUAAGAGGAAUCGAUCCCUCACAAAGAUCACGUGCAUAUGAUUCCAUUCAGUCAGCAUCAACAGAAAAAGGUGGGGUGUUUCCAUGCAAUAUAUACCUUAUUCCUUAUAAACGCAAAGUAUUAUAGAUGAGGUAUAUAUAUGAGUAUUAUUGCUUUAGCGUGGGCAUUUGAGUAUGAUCACCCAGUGCGUGGUAGAUAAAUUGGGUGUGCACACAUGAUCUAUACUCGAGGCGAGGUCGGUUAGCAUAUUGUAAAUCCCGCAGUACGAGCAGCAUCUCGUAUAUACAACAACAUCAUCUACCAGUUU